Molecule: messenger RNA, 1074 nt
Organism: Mercenaria mercenaria
Lineage: Eukaryota; Metazoa; Mollusca; Bivalvia; Venerida; Veneridae
Exons: 4
Coding region: 325-1074 (249 amino acids)
Source: RefSeq, a predicted model, not a curated record
ACUAGUUUUACAGUUACCAGUUUCUAUAUAGAUACGUUAGUGAUGAAGUUUAAUUGCACUUUUAUAUGAUUUAAUUUGCUUUUCAUUGAAUUUUAAAGAGAAAGUUGAAACAUUUCUUGAAAAUUUUAAAAUAGCAGUAUACUACUUCCAAGGGCAACUUGUGGACAACAUGAUAUUAUCUAAAUUUUUAUUUAAUUAGGAUAUAAAUUCAACUUUUAAUAUUUUUGUAAGGUGGAAUAUCUGAAAAAAUGAUACAUUAGCCUGUAGGUGUCCAUGUAGAGACUUCAGUGGUAUAUGUACCUGCAGCUUUAGCAGUUUAAAAAGAUGGCAGAUUUUGGUGGAAGUGACCCACCGCCAGAUAGAAAUGAAGGUAAAGGAAGGGAGGAAGUAAAGAAGAAUGGUAGUGGGGGAGAAGGAAUGUCUCGGACAGAAGUUUUUUUACCUCCAGAUAUUGGAGCAUCUGGAAGCAGUUUUGUACAAAAGUCUUCACAGCAAGUGAAAGAUGAAUCUUCAGAACUGACAGGGAGUAAGUCUGGGGAUCCUGGAGCAAAAUCCAUACAGAAUCCCAACACUGGAAUGAAGAAUAAGAAUCAAAAUAGACAAAUGAACAGAGAACAGAUGGGACAUGGUGGAAAGAAACCUGAAUCAUAUAUAGCAGCUAUAGCACAAAACUUUACUGGUGAUACUACUGGGCAGAAAAUAGGGAUACAUAAGACAGAGAAACCACAAAAGCAUCAAACAGCUGAAAGUAAUGAACCUGAGUCACAUCUGAAUAAAGAAGAUACAAAAGCAAAGGCUGCUUCAAACAAACAAGAAUCUUUCAGACCUGAAUCUGAAGAUGGGAGAGGAACUCGUGGAUCACAAACAGUUAGAAUGGGUACCAAAAAUAAUCAAGAACAUUUGCAUAGAGAACAAAGACCAGAAAAAAUAUAUUCAAAGCAGAAUAGGGAAGGCAUAGAUGGCCAUGAAGUGAAAGUGUCUCAUGUUUCUGUUACAGGCAAACAGUCUGACAAAGGUGAACAUGGAAGUCUUUUGAGUGGAUCCUUUUGUGUAAUUAGAGAUGAAGGUGAGUAA